CUGCCCUGACUAGAGCAGCCUGCUGUGCCGCAGGAACCCGGGGCUGUCAGUGCUGGUCCUGCGGCUCGCCCCUACCCCGCGCGCCUCUCGCACUAUGGCGGUCCCGCGGCAGAUGCGAGCUCUGCUCCAUGCGGUCAACGCACUGUUGCGCAAGCGCCGCUACCACGCUGCGUUGGCCAUGCUUAAGGGCUUCCGGAACGGGGCAGUCUACGGAGCCAAAAUCCGGGGCCCUCACGCGCUGGUCAUGACCUUUCUCUUCCGGAGUGGCAGCCUCCAGGAGAAGCUGCGAGCCAUUCUGCAAGCCACGUACACCCACUCCCGGAGCCUGGCCUGCUUUGUGUUCACCUAUAAGGGCCUCUGCGCCCUGCAGGCCCGCGUGCAGGGCGAGACCUACCAGGUGCACUCGUUCCUGGCCGCCUUCAUCGGGGGCUUGAUGGUGUUUGGAGGUAACAAUAACAUCAACAGCCAGAUCAACAUGUACCUGCUCUCACGAGCCCUGUUUGCCCUGUGCCGCCUGGGCGUGGAGAAGGGCUACAUUCCUGAGCCCAGGUGGGACCCAUUCCCGCUGUUCACCGGGCUGCUGUGGGGGCUGGUGCUGUGGCUCUUUGAGUACCACCAGACCACUCUACAGCCUUCCCUGCAGUCCUCCAUGACCUACCUAUACCAGGACAGCAAUGUCUGGCAUGACAUCUCAGACUUCCUCCUCUACAACAAGAGCCACCCCUCGAAGUAAUGGGGCCCCCGAGGUGCUGAUGGGGGCGUCCACAGCUGAGAUCAGCUCCAUCGGCGAAUCCCCCUAAAGGAUCCUGCCUUCUCAAGAUCAUGGUUCUCUGACUCUAACUUGUAUUGUCCCAGGGUUCCAUUUGCUGAAGCAAAAGCACUGAUUUCCAAGUCCCGUUAAGUCCUCUCCAUUGGUGGAACGAGUGGUGAAUUGGGCUCCAGGGCCUCAGUCAUGAUUCCAGCUGUGCUGCUGGCUAAUGAGAGACCAGGGAACACCCUCCCCCUCCACCCCCGCUCUGGGCAUCAGGGGUCAGCGAGCCCAGAGGAGGGCCCUGAAGUCUCUUCCUGAUGUGGACACAGGAUCAGAGCAGGGAAGUCACUUGCCCAAGAUAAUCAAGAUAAUACAACCAGUAUGAUAGCCAAAUCAGCGUUUGAACCCAGAGCUGUCUGAACUCAAUACCCGUGUUGUUGUUGUUGUUGUUUUUCAGUGCCUUAUGUUAAAUUUAGAAACCUAAGCUAUGCUAGGCAAAUAUUAACUAGUUCUAGGAUGGAGUCCAGAACAUCGUGCAAACUCAAAUGCCCAGAGGGGUCUGGCAAGGGGUAUAAGUGAAAACGUUGUGCACUUGGGAGUGAUGGUAGCCUGGGGAACCAGAGACUUAUGUGCCCGUCCGAUUUUUUAAAAUCACUGGUGCUGGACAAAUCAAACCAGGUCUCCAGGAAGAUGUGGUCCAUGAGCUUCCAAUGUGAGACCCUUGGUCUAGUAGGAAUACUCCAGUCUCUUUUUAGAAAUUACUAGUAGAAAUGUGCACAUGAGUCACUGGUGAUCUUAUUAAAAUGCAGAUUCUGACUCAGUGAGUUUGGGGUGGGGCCAGAGAGUCUGCCUUUCUCACAGGCUUCCAGGUGCUGCUGUUGGUGCUGCUGGAUGGAGCCGAACCUCGAGUAACAACCUCGAGUAGUAGGGACGGAACCGAACCUCGAGUAGUAGGGAAUCAUGCGCAGCCAGCCCAAAGGAGGAAGCCGAGUCAAAGAGCUGUUAAGUAAAGGUGGUGGGAUUAGGCCUGCUUCUGACAGCAGUGCUCUCAGUCCUGACGUACUACACACUUGGAGAAGGUGAUCUGAGAAGGUCCCGCAUUCCCUGUGUGGAGGCUGAAUGAGAUCCUGAGGUCAGGAGAGGAAGGGGGAGGCCAUCAGCAAGCAGAUGCUGGGGGGUCCCGCCCAGUCCCCUCCAACUUCGCACUUGACCGCACACCAGCCAACUCUUCCAACUGCCACCGCUGUGUCUUUCUGUCUGAGGCUCUCAUUUGCCACUGGCACCUGCUCUGCCACCCACAGCAGGUCUGGAGGAUUAACAGGGUCGAUCACUCUCCAAGGUGGACACUCCACAGUGGCUCCCAGAGAUCCCUGGCCGGACGGAACUCUGGCUGCCCACAAUGAUCACUUGCUUGAUAACUGCCCGCACCCCCGCCUUUCCCCGUCUUCUCCAUCCCUAACGUAGGAUCACUUCCCAGAGGAACCACUUGCACUGAAAUCCUUGUCUCGGGCUCUGCUGUUGAGGAAACCGAAACUAAAGCUGGCCUCUGGUGCAGCAAGCUGAAAGCUAGUGGAGGUUUGGACAGAGAAUUCGGAGGAAGAGUGCCGGGGCUUGGCCCUGUUUGCUUGGGCAAGGGACUUCACUGUUCUGUACCUCUGUUUCUUCAUCUGUAAGAGAGGCGUGCUAAUUUCAGUCGCCUCACAGCACGAUCUGGAGGAUUAAACAACAUGAUGAGUCUAAA
Messenger RNA from Mustela lutreola (European mink), 2492 nucleotides. It is a transcript of the gene PXMP4, whose product is annotated as peroxisomal membrane protein 4. Lineage: Eukaryota; Metazoa; Chordata; Mammalia; Carnivora; Mustelidae. Bases 95 to 733 code for a protein of 212 amino acids. The record is from RefSeq and is a predicted model, not a curated record. Gene Ontology annotation, cellular component: peroxisomal membrane. The transcript is spliced from 5 exons.